CAUUAGUGCAAAAAAGUUCUCACUUGUCAGCCAGAACGGAGGGCAAAAACGCUCUGUGAAGUGGAAACGUGGCGAGCGAGUCGAACGAGUCGAGUGGCGUUGGCAAUUGCCGUGAAAUUUUUGUGUUUUUUUUUUGUUUGAACAUUUCCAUUUCCUUUGCUGUGUGCUGAUUUCGUGCGAAAGUCAGAAAAUAAAUUCGCGUUUUUGCUAAGUGUACAGUUUCGUUUUUGAGCUUUUUUGCUUUUGUAUUGCGCAUACAACUUGUUGCGGAUGUAUCAAUUUGGUGCACAUGAAAAACACGCAACAACAACAGCAAUAAUGAGCGCUACUGUGUUGCCUGCGGGCGGUGGCAAAGGAAUGCCGAUACCUGGACUCAUGUGGUUGGUGUUGUUGGCGGUUAUUGUGGGGUUUACGUUGCCACCUGGCGCCGUCGCAUUGACACCAACCGCGCCCACACGCAGUUUCGUAGAGGCGUGUCAAGUGAAACACAACAUCACCUUGCAGGAACUGGAUGAAUUUCCCACCGAUCCGAGUCCGGAAGAUAUCGAUAUGAAAUUCAAAUGUUACGCCGAUUGUCUGCUAAAUGGCAUGGGUUUCAUGAACACAAAUGGCAAAUUGGAUGCGGAGGCAUUGCAUGAAUGGGGCAUUUUGAAUGAUGAAAGCUACGAGAAUAUGCUCGAGUGUAAAGCCGCCAAUGAUAUGGAAGAUGAUCCGUGCGAAUAUAGCUUUGGCAUGAUGUUAUGUGCGCGUAUGCUGAAUUCAGAGGAGAACGACUACAACAGUGACGAGGUGGAUGAAGCGGCGGAGGAGAGGCGUCGAAAAUGAGCGGAUAUUUAUAAGGAAAAGAUCUAUGUUACCAUAGCAUCUGAAUAAAUAGAUGACCGAAAAUUUUUUAGACUCGGUAUUUAAUUGUACAUAUAUUUUUGUUUCUGCGUAAAUAUGAUAAAUACAAAACACUUUACAAACUAUA
Messenger RNA from Bactrocera latifrons, 970 nucleotides. RefSeq names its product general odorant-binding protein 57c (gene Obp57c). NCBI's taxonomy places the organism in Eukaryota, Metazoa, Arthropoda, Insecta, Diptera, Tephritidae. The transcript is spliced from 2 exons. The coding region runs from base 271 to 825 and encodes 184 amino acids. Gene Ontology annotation, molecular function: odorant binding. The record is from RefSeq and is a predicted model, not a curated record.